Molecule: messenger RNA, 1812 nt
Organism: Closterium sp. Yama58-4
Lineage: Eukaryota; Viridiplantae; Streptophyta; Zygnematophyceae; Desmidiales; Closteriaceae
Source: the annotation of a GenBank genome assembly
AUGGCUCCGCUCAUUUCCUCCUACAACGAGAAUGUCCGUCCGAUGCUCGACGCAAUCGACAAGUUGCGAGUCCUAGGUCUCAAGGAGGAAGGAAUCGAGCUUCCGACGAUCGUCGUCGUUGGUGAUCAAUCCAGCGGCAAAUCGUCCGUGCUGGAAAACUUGUCGGGAAUCGGCCUGCCGAGAGGCAAGGGGAUCGUUACUCGCGUGCCGUUGAUCCUGAGGCUCCAAUCGUGCUCCGACGGUCAGGAUGAGAUCACGAUUGAAUACACCCCUGUCACCGGGAAAGUGUCUAAAGUUAUCCCUGACGAAGCGUUGAUCGAGCAGGAAAUUUCUGAGGCAACAGUGGCCCUAGCUGGCAGCAGGAAAGGCGUCAUGAAUUGUCCAAUUACCCUGCAAGUGCGACGACCGGACUUGCCUAUCCUAACCCUCAUAGAUCUGCCUGGAAUCACACGCGUUCCUGUUGAAGAUCAGCCGAAGGACAUUUACAAUCAGGUUAAGGCGAUGAUCAUGCAUUACAUCACUCCGAAGGAGAGCGUGAUUCUGAACGUGCUGGCAGCCGAGGUGGAUUUCUCCACGUGCGAGUCCAUCGUGAUGUCGCAAGAGGUCGAUCCUGACGGCGAUCGCACCCUCGCUGUCGUCACCAAGGUCGACCGCGCACCUGAUGGCCUUUACGAGAAAAUCCAAGGGAAUUCCGUGCGGAUUGGGCUUGGGUACGUGUGUGUCAGGAACAAGACUGACGCGGAUGCCACUCAUGAAGAUGCACGGAGAGCAGAAGCGAUUUUCUUUAACAGCCAUCCGGAAUUGAGACAAAUCGACUCGCAGUCCCUUGGGAUUCCCGCCUUGGCUGAACGCCUGACGGAGAUUCAGGCUAAGCGGGAGCGGCGUGACCUGAUGAGCGGCCUCAUCGGCGGGAGGUACGAUUCGCUUCAGAGCGACGAGGAGAUGCACUACGCUGCGAGGCUGCACGAGAAGUUCAUCAAAUUCGAGGUUGACAUGCGAGGUGCUCUCCCGAAUUUCCUAGGUGCGGACUACACUGAAAGGUGUAAAAAGGCGUUGAAAGAGGUGGCGGGGAUUUCACUCCCGAACAUGCUGGAUCACGCUGCUGUGAGGCAGCUGGUUCAGGAGGUGGUGGGGGGCAUCGAAGGGCUGUGUAUGCUCCUGGUGACAGACUGCUUUGCGUAUGCGACUGAGGUGCAGGAAGCUGUGGUGUCUGAUGUCUGCGGGGUAUACCCCGAGCUGAGCAGCGUGGCCCAACUUCAAGGGCUGAAUGCUCUGAGGGAGACCCAAGAGACUGCAAGCCGCUUCAUUCAGGACAUGCUGAAAAAGGAAAAGAAGGUGAUUUUCACGGCCAACCACUACUAUAUGGAUACUGUUUCUAAAAUCCAUGCGAGUAUGGCCGAGUACAGCAGAGCCAAGGCUUAUUCUCCUGUUCAUACCCACCCUCCUGUACCCUCUGUUGAGGAUAUCGCUUCCAGCACUGCUUCACUCAGCAACCUGAUCAGCAAUGAGGACCAGGCAGCGAGGGACCUGCAGGCCAACAUGUUUUCAUAUGCCAAGGUGAUGCACAAGCGGCUGUGUGACGUUAUCCCCAUGGAGAUUCGCAUGUCUCUUGAGACUGCCCUGCUGGAUGACACUGACAGUGCCCUGUGGCGGGAGGUUCACGACGGGGACAUUCUCAAGAUAGCGGCUGUCAAGGCAGCUGACCAGCAGCGCAGGGCUCGGCUGGAAGAGAGCAUCAAAAGGUUGAAGGCAUCUGAAGCCACGCUGCUGGGCCUUGCAUCUGACGCUCCCAGGCUGCUAGCGGUAGCCUGA